CUGGAGCGCGCGGGCGAGGCGGGCGAAGCGCACCGGAGCUCACGGGGGCCCACAGGGGCGCGCUCGCACCGCCUGGCUCGGAGCGGCUCCCAGCGGCUCUCAGCGGCUGCGGCAGCGGCCGGGGCGCAGGGCCGAGCGAGCGUCGGGUUCCGGGGCUCUCCGAAAGGCGGCCCCGCUCCCGGCCCGGUCCGGCCACUUCUUUGCCAUGGCUCUGGCGGACAGCACACGUGGAUUACCCAACGGGGGCGGUGGAGGCGGGGGCGGCAGCGGCUCCUCGUCGUCCUCCGCUGAGCCGCCGCUCUUCCCCGACAUCGUGGAGCUGAACGUGGGGGGCCAGGUGUACGUGACCCGGCGCUGCACUGUGGUGUCGGUGCCCGACUCCCUGCUCUGGCGCAUGUUCACGCAGCAGCAGCCGCAGGAGCUGGCCCGGGACAGCAAAGGCCGCUUCUUUUUGGACCGGGACGGCUUCCUCUUCCGCUACAUCCUGGAUUACCUGCGGGACCUGCAGCUCGUGCUGCCUGACUACUUCCCCGAGCGCAGCCGGCUGCAGCGCGAGGCCGAAUACUUCGAGCUGCCGGAGCUGGUGCGUCGCCUUGGGGCCCCCCAGCAGCCCGGCCCCGGGCCGCCGCCACCGCACACGCGACGCGGUGUGCACAAGGAGGGCUCGCUGGGCGACGAGCUGCUGCCGCUUGGCUACCCGGAGCCGGAGCAGCAAGAGGGAGCCUCCGCCGGGGCGCCGUCGCCCACGCUGGAGCUGGCUAGCCGCAGUCCGUCCGGGGGCGCGGCGGGCCCGCUGCUCACGCCGUCCCAGUCGCUGGACGGCAGCCGGCGCUCCGGCUACAUCACCAUCGGCUACCGCGGCUCCUACACCAUAGGGCGGGACGCGCAGGCGGACGCCAAGUUCCGGCGGGUGGCGCGCAUCACCGUGUGCGGCAAGACGUCGCUGGCCAAGGAGGUGUUUGGGGACACCCUGAAUGAGAGCCGGGACCCCGACCGGCCCCCGGAGCGCUACACGUCGCGCUAUUACCUCAAGUUCAACUUCCUGGAGCAGGCCUUCGACAAGCUGUCCGACUCGGGCUUCCACAUGGUGGCCUGCAGCUCCACGGGCACCUGCGCCUUUGCCAGCAGCACCGACCAGAGCGAGGACAAGAUCUGGACCAGCUACACCGAGUAUGUCUUCUGCAGGGAGUGAGCGCCCCAGACCCCCUUGCGACUCCAGCGCCCGUGCCUCCUCCUUCCUGCCCGAGAGAUGAUUACCGAUCCUCCCGCUCCUCCUCUGUCCCCUAGCUCCACUUCCCCUCGUCUCCCUCUCCCGUAGUAGCUGGGCCAGACCCAUCCCAUUUGCCCCCAGAACUUGCUGCAGCCACAAAUCCUCUGGGCUUCUUCGUCUUCUUUGGACCCCAGUAUUGGAGAGAACCCAGAUGUACCCCCCCACCUCACGCUUCCUCUACUCUCUGCCUCACACCGCCCCUCCCCCAGGUGGUACUUUAGUCUGGAUCUGGUGGGACAGUGGCCACAAAGUCACCAAGUACCUAGCAAUGAUUGCAUUGUUCACAGCCUGACGGGACCGUGUCCAGUGUGUGGAAGAUACCUGGUAAUCCUCUCGAGCCCUUUUGACUCGUUGGUGGUUUAAGAGAUCAGAAUUGGUAACACUGGGGCUAGGGUAUUAAAGGGCCGUUAUGCAGUCUUUUUGACUCUUUGAAGGUUAAGUUUUAGAAGGCUGAAUGGAAGACUGAUCCUGGAAUUAGGACCGCAAGGAGGCAGUUCAGUGACUGUAAAUGAAUAAAAUUUUGAAAAGUUACAGGUAAAAUCAGAACAAUCUAGUGCUGCUAGAUUGAAGGAACAAUGAAGUGAAGGAUCCUACCUUUCCCAUACAGAAUAAGAAAGUCUUUGCCUGCAGCUUAAACUUGUAAAAAGUGAUCCUCCUUACUGCGGAGGUGUCCUUUGUCAUCUGCUUGUCGCCAGAGCCCUUAGUUCAACUGGUUGACAUAGUAGCCCUUGACAGGCUAAAGGGACAAAAAGGGCGCUGCCCCCUACGAGGGCAGAACUGCCCAGGACUCUGAAGACCGCUGCUGGAAGGCACCUGCAGUCGCCCUAAAGGGAGCCGGGCAGUAAUGCAGGUCCUGGGUGUUUGGAAAGCCAGUACUCUUGCAGUGAAUGGCAGUAGGACCUUCUUUAGCUCUAA
This is a messenger RNA of Otolemur garnettii (small-eared galago), 2185 nucleotides long. RefSeq names its product potassium channel tetramerization domain containing 12 (gene KCTD12). The coding region runs from base 206 to 1192 and encodes 328 amino acids. Gene Ontology annotation, biological process: protein homooligomerization; regulation of G protein-coupled receptor signaling pathway. Gene Ontology annotation, molecular function: protein binding. Gene Ontology annotation, cellular component: postsynaptic membrane; presynaptic membrane. The transcript has a single exon. The record is from RefSeq and is a predicted model, not a curated record. Lineage: Eukaryota; Metazoa; Chordata; Mammalia; Primates; Galagidae.